This is a messenger RNA of Cuscuta epithymum, 2117 nucleotides long. NCBI's taxonomy places the organism in Eukaryota, Viridiplantae, Streptophyta, Magnoliopsida, Solanales, Convolvulaceae. The record is from the annotation of a GenBank genome assembly.
AAGAGUAUAAUGUUGUAUAUAUAUAUGUGGAAUCACACUGUUUGUGUAUAUAUAAGAAAUAAGAAAUAGUUUUAAUGAAUUUGUUUUCUACAAAAUUUAUUGUUGAUGUAUUUCGAGUAAAUUUUUAAUCUACAUUGUUAUGUCUGUAUGAUCCCACAUCUGAUAUUUUGACUUGCGGUUGAGGAUCUGAGAACAAUGCGAGUCGUGCAUUUGAAGCUUUUCUGGUCGUUUUGGUUGUUACAUGUGUCUGUAUAUGUAGUGUUACUGGUAGGGAUAAGUGAAUGUUUAUUUGCGGAUUUCACAUUCGUUCGGGUAAAAAGUAAAACGAACAUUUUUAACUGUUGUUUUCUGCUUGUAAUUUUAGUUUUGGUAUGAUUUGCGCUGAAUCUGACCGCAAUUUGGUGUAGGAUUCAGUUGCAAUUGUGAAAUUGAGGUUUCAUUUUAGCCGAAUCUGCUUUGCGCUAUACUAUUUUAGUGUUUCCAAAGAAAUUCCUUUGAAGUAAGAGUAUCAAGUUAUAUUCUCUGCGUGCCAGUAGUUGUGUUUUGACAUCAUAGUGAUUUCAGGUGAGAAGAAAUGACGGGUUUGCUGAUUAUUCAACCUCAUGAUCUCAAAUUCACAUUUGAGUUGCUGAAGCAAAGUUCCUGUUCUGUUACUCUAACCAACACCACAGCUCAAUGUGUAGCAUUUAAGGUGAAAACAACGUCACCUAAAAAAUACUGUGUCACACCUAAUAUAGGCAUCAUCAAGCCAAACUCAACAAUUAAUUUCAGAGUUACGAUGCAAGCUCAGAGGACUGCUCCAGUUGAUAUGCAAUGCAAGGAUAAAUUUUUAAUUCAGAGCACUAUUGUGCCCCACGAGAAGAUGGAAGACAAAAGUAUUUCUGAAAUGUUCACGAAGGAUAAAGGAAAAUACAUCCAAGAGAACAAGCUAAGGGUCAUUCUUAUCAGCCCUCCACAGUCUCCAGUUUUGCAGCCAGUUAAUGGAGUUCUCAAGGAAGAUUCUCCUGACAACUCUCCAACUUUGAAAGAAAAGUUGCAGAUUGGAGUUGAAAAUCUUCCUCCAUCUCAUGAGUGGCAGCAUACUGAGAAGAGAGAGGAUACUGAAGUUGGUGCUCGGAAGGAGCCAAGGUUUGGAAAGAUUGUGGAGGUUGAUUUUGCUCAUCCUAAGCCUAAGCUUAACCGAGAUGAGGUUGCAGAACCAAUUUCUGUGGAGGUAAAGGAAACAACAGAGGUGACCUUUUCCAAAAGCUUUGAGGAAAUGAAGGCGAAGCUGGGUGUUGAAUCAGUAUCUGGGGCGGGGGAUAUGCAAACAACAGGAGUGGCAUUUUCCAAAAACUUUGAGGAGUUGACGACAAAGCUAACUGUCAAUCCAGAAUUUUCCGCUGUACAAACGGACUCUGAGGAGUCGAAGCCAAAGUUAGGUGUAGAGCCAAGACCAGUGGAGUAUGUUGGAACAGCACAAGUGUUGUUUCCCAAAGACAGUGAGAAGUUGAAGGAAAAAUUUGUGGCGGGUUUAAGAUCCAUGGAAGAUGUAGAUACAACAGAUCAUGUAUCUUCCAAAGACAUUGAGGAGUUGAAGGAAAAGCUAGGUGUUUUGAACAUAAAGCUGAUUAAGGCGGAAGAAACAGUUUCAAAGUUAAACCAAGAGAAGGAAGCAAUUGCUAAAGAGAAGGAAACACUGAUGCAGGAAAGGGUUCUUUUGAGGAGGAAGACUGGUUCGAGGAAAGUUCAAGUGGGAUUCCCUCCUCUAUUUGUUUGCAUGGUGGCACUUGUUGGUUUAACAGUGGGAUUCCUCUUACGGUCUUAGUGCCAAUGGGUAUCAUGUGUUCUUCCUUGAGUUUCCGAAUAGUCUAAUGCCCCUAACAGCAAAAUGCUCUCCAAAUCCAACAUUGAAUGAAGAUAUCUUUGUUAUGUUCAACAGAAAGAGAAGAUUGUUAUUAUAUCUUAACAAUAGGGAUUACUUUUCUUUAUAUUAAUAUGCAUAGUAUUUAAAUUAUCCGCAGUUCUUUCAUUUUGUCGUUCAUAUUUUAUGAUAUUGGUCAUAGCAUAAAUAUCUAUAAAGAUUUUAUCAGAAUAAGUUAAUCCUUCAAUCUAAAGCAUGUUUGGUGAGUGUCCAA